AUGAUUCUGGGCGCGAGAGGAAGCAAGUCCUGCAUUUUGCUUGCUUUUCUUCUUUUUGCUGCUCUUGUUGGGAGAUCCACGGCUUCUCUGGGAGACCGUCUCCCCGACUUUAGAGAAUGCGUCCAGGUUUGUAAAGCUGAAAACUGCCAGAAUGGCAAUUCGGCUAUACCAAUUCACCUCCGCCUCAUGCUAUGGACCUGUCCCGCCGAAUGCGAUUAUACCUGUCAGCAUGUUGUGACCGAUCGUCGAGUCGCGCGAGACCCCCCAAUGAUUAGCCCGGUGGUACAAUUCCAUGGAAAAUGGCCUUUCCGCAGGAUUCUCGGCAUGCAAGAACCGUUCUCGGUUCUCUUCUCUCUCCUCAACUUUCUCGCCCAUUGGCAAGGUAUCUGUCGAAUUAAGGAGUCGGUCCCGACCUGGCACUCUCUGCGGCAAUAUUAUCUCGCCUUCGGAUACUGCGGUCUGGCGUGCUGGACAUUCAGCAUGCUCUUUCACACCAGGGACUUUCCAUUAACAGAGAAGCUUGAUUAUUUCGGGGCAGGCGCCAACGUCAUGUACGGCUUCUAUCUGGCUGUCGUCAGAAUAUUGCGUCUAGACCAGGGAAAUCUCCGGUACAAACCGACCCUGCGCCGACUCUUAACCCUGAUCUGCAUCCUGCUCUAUACUAUGCACGUAUGCUAUCUCAGUUUCUGGUCGUGGGAUUAUACCUAUAAUAUGAUUGCGAAUAUCGUUAUUGGAAUCAUUCAAAAUAUUUUGUGGACGGGAUUUAGUAUUACUCGGUAUCGGAGAAAUCUCAAGACAUGGACGGCAUGGCCUGGCAUGAUUGUUGCAUGGAUCAUUUUGGCCAUGAGUCUUGAACUGUUGGACUUCCCUCCUUGGCAUGGGCUGAUUGAUGCCCAUAGUCUGUGGCACUUGGGGACUGUGAUCCCCACUGCAUGGUGGUAUUCAUUCUUGAUCAAAGACGUCCAAGAUGACGUGGCCGGGCACCGAUUGAAAGCUUGA
Molecule: messenger RNA, 999 nt
Organism: Aspergillus wentii DTO 134E9
Lineage: Eukaryota; Fungi; Ascomycota; Eurotiomycetes; Eurotiales; Aspergillaceae
Product: PGAP3/PER1 family protein
Exons: 4
Coding region: 1-999 (332 amino acids)
Biological process (GO): GPI anchor biosynthetic process
Cellular component (GO): endoplasmic reticulum membrane
Molecular function (GO): hydrolase activity, acting on ester bonds
Source: RefSeq, a predicted model, not a curated record